AGAAGAAAUCCAUCAUGGCGGAUUUUUAUGUUCGUUAUUAUGUGGGACAUAAAGGCAAAUUUGGACACGAAUUUCUCGAGUUCGAGUUCAGGCCUGAUGGUAAGCUAAGGUACGCCAAUAACUCGAACUACAAGAACGACACCAUGAUCAGGAAAGAGGCUUUCGUCUCAAAAAGUGUUAUGGAUGAGCUGAAACGAAUCAUUGAAGACAGUGAAAUUUUAAAAGAAGAUGAUUCAGUUUGGCCACAACCAGACCGAGUUGGCCGGCAGGAACUUGAAAUUGUGAUGGAUGGAUUACAUAUUGCUUUUACAACAUCAAAAAUUGGAUCUUUGGUUGAUGUGAACCAGUGCAAUGAUGCUGAUGGUCUGAGAUGUCUUUACUACCUAGUUCAAGACUUAAAAUGUCUUGUGUUUUCUCUCAUUGGCCUGCAUUUUAAGAUCAAACCAAUUUAAAACAAAAAAAACAUUAGUCUAUUCUAGGACUUGAACAAUGUAUAAAUCACGUAAAUAACUCGCAGUGAAAAAGCAGACUUACGAUUUAGAGAAAGAUAACUUUGGCACAUACGCACACUUCACGUUAAUUAUCAAUAAGUCAAACAGACAGAAGCUUUGCACUUAAACCUGCUUAUUAAUAGGCGUUAUGCGCUGUACUGUAGACUAACUUUGGAUUUAGGCAACAGGAGGGAACUAAGAUACCUAGAAAGAGCAUACUCAAAUUAGUAUAAUUGCAAAGAUUAGUUGGAAAUUUUUGUGAAAUGCGGAAAUUUGCAAAUUUGUAUAUUUUUGUAUUACGUAAAGAAAUAUAAAGGCCCGUUUACACUUUCGAUUUUUGCUGCGAUUUUCUUCUUUAGACAAAUGUGAACGAGGGAAUUAGUUACGCAUGUUCAAAUAAGAGCUCUUUUACAUCAGAGCAUUUGUAACUAGUUACUCUUUCACAUUGACCAAAAGAGGAAAAUCGCACAUAAAAUUGCAAGUGAAAACAGGCCUUAAUACAUAAGUAUAUAAAAUUUGCCAACUUUUCAUGCCAUUUUUCAUACGUUUUUUUAGCAUGCUGUUUUCCGAAAGUGUCCUUUUUAUUGCCUAAAUCAGUAAAGAAUUGAUCUAUAGCGCCUAACGUCUAUUUCAUGUGUAUUACGUUUUGAACUUUGCAAGCUCACGAACCGGAACGUGACACAGUUCACAAGAUGUUGUGUGGUUUUUCGAAAGAUGGAUUUAUUUUUCGGUGCACAAUAGUCCCAGUCCUUUUUCUUGCUUUUGUCUGCUCUAGACUUCUCUAGACAUUGUUCGAUUACGUUCUCAUGCUCGGGUGCGCGAAAAAACCUGGGUACGAAGAUAUAAACGACUCAGUAGCCAAAAGACCUGUUCGGCUUGUAUGCAAAUUAACACAUUUCAAAUCAAAUGGUUAAGUUUUUUUGGCUAUUCCAUGGUCACAACAUCUGAAAUGGGUUCAUUUGCAUGCAAGCUGAAAUGGUCUAUUAACGUUUUUUAAAAACUUGUAUUUUAUGCAAUAAAGUUGAACAAACUUA
Messenger RNA from Dendronephthya gigantea, 1525 nucleotides. RefSeq names its product protein mago nashi homolog. Gene Ontology annotation, biological process: RNA splicing. NCBI's taxonomy places the organism in Eukaryota, Metazoa, Cnidaria, Anthozoa, Malacalcyonacea, Nephtheidae. The transcript has 6 exons. The record is from RefSeq and is a predicted model, not a curated record. The coding region runs from base 15 to 452 and encodes 145 amino acids. Gene Ontology annotation, cellular component: catalytic step 2 spliceosome; exon-exon junction complex; nucleus.